This is a messenger RNA of Saccostrea echinata, 1590 nucleotides long. RefSeq names its product potassium channel subfamily K member 2-like. Gene Ontology annotation, biological process: potassium ion transmembrane transport; stabilization of membrane potential. The coding region runs from base 180 to 1046 and encodes 288 amino acids. Gene Ontology annotation, molecular function: potassium ion leak channel activity. The transcript is spliced from 5 exons. NCBI's taxonomy places the organism in Eukaryota, Metazoa, Mollusca, Bivalvia, Ostreida, Ostreidae. Gene Ontology annotation, cellular component: membrane. The record is from RefSeq and is a predicted model, not a curated record.
GGAGGCUUUAUAUCUUUAAAUUUGGUUCUCGCAUAGUUUUAGGGAUACAUUAUAAAAUACCGUGCAGAUAUUUUUAGAAUGGACGACUUUUUAAAAUUUCUAGGGAACAUGAGAAAGUGAAAUAUCCACGUUUUUAACUGGAUUGGGAGUGGCAGAGAGUGAUAUACGAGGGAUUUGUCAUGGAAACCAAAACUCUUUUAAUUCUGUUGGCUGUUAUGAUCGUUUAUGUCCUGAUCGGAGGAGCCAUUUUAUACGGGAUUGAACAUACUAAUGAAGAACAAACACAGACCUCAGCUUCUUCUACUUUCUUCAAUUUCUCCGGAACUGUCAGUAGUUGUGUGACCACCGCUCAGGUCCGACAAUUCGUACAAGCUGUUAUACAGGCCUAUGAUGAGGGGGUCCUAGUGACGGACACAGAUACCUCCGCAUCUCAGUGGGACUAUGCCAGCUCAACCUUCUUUGCCAUGACCGCCGUCACCACAAUAGGUUACGGAAACCAAUCGCCUGCUACGGGUGGCGGGAAAGCUUUCGUUUGCAUCUUCGGUUUGUUGGGAAUACCGAUGAUGGCGUUGGUGUUAUCCGGACUUGGUGAAAAGUUAGACGAUUUAUUAAAGCCACUAAAAGACAAAGUGUUAAUUAAGAAAAAUGAGAAAUUAGAUCAAGUGGUAAAGACGGUGCUUCUAAUUUCAUUAAUUUUCAUUGUGAACUCUUUAAUCCCCGCUGCUAUUUUUUCUGCCAUCGAGGGCUGGUCUUUCGGAGAUUCUGUAUACUAUACCAUAAUCACACUCACAACGAUCGGAUUUGGAGACUUCGUUAUAGGAACAUCCGAUUCCGACUACCGUAUACCAUACAAACUACUGUGUAGUUUGUGGAUCCUAGUAGGGCUAGCCACUGUAGCAUUGAUAUUGUCCAAUGCUCAAGACUUGUACAAGAGAAUGUCGCUCAAAGGAGAGAAGAAAAUAGCCAAAAAGGAUGAUUCUGAGAAAUCUGAAGAAAAAGGCAAAGAAGAUGGUUCAUUAGAAAUCAUAGAACCUGUCAAAGCUUAAGGGAGUGUAUCUAGCCAAUUAAGGAAGAUAACUUAAAUUUGCUGUACUAUGUCCAGUGAAUUUGACAUAAUUUUCCUUAGAUGAGGAAUUAUUGGAUUAAUAUGUUAUAAAAAUAUUUAAGUACUCUUCUUCAAAAGCUCUUUUUAUUACUGAAAUUUUAUAGCCCCAAAAUACGAAUACUAGUAUUUGAUUCAAGGAGGGAGAAUAUUAUAUUACAGUAGGGGCGAGGUUUUAAUUCUUUAACCUCGCAUUUAAUGCAAAUAAAACUCAAUCAAGAGACAAAAAUUAAAGGUUGCCUCUUAAGGAAGAUCAGUCUAGUCACUAAAGAAAACUGUUUGUUUUGGAUUUUGAGAAAACUAUCACACAAAGGUGUAUAUGCUGAAAUUAUCUAGUUCAUUUUCAACAUAAGGUACCAGCCAUAGCAGGUCACUUUAACUGGUAAUACUGCCAUGGAAUUUGAACUCUACAGUGUGCAGUGUUAAGAGCUUCCUUAAGUAUAUGUAUGUCAAUUUACAAGUUCUUUGUUUUAAAAAAAUGCCGCCUU